Tremella mesenterica DSM 1558 is the source of this 2628-nucleotide messenger RNA. RefSeq lists its product as uncharacterized. The transcript is spliced from 2 exons. The record is from RefSeq and is a predicted model, not a curated record. Lineage: Eukaryota; Fungi; Basidiomycota; Tremellomycetes; Tremellales; Tremellaceae. The coding region runs from base 1 to 2628 and encodes 875 amino acids.
AUGUCAUCUAUCACGUUCGAUCGGCUUCUGCUGGAGCCAAAGGAAACGUCACGCUACCUCUUCGACCCUAACAAAUUAACCAUCUUGAGACUUCCUGAUGAUUCCAUUUUUCGGCUGGCGUAUCCUCACCUUGGCCCGAACAUCCUUAUCUCUCUCGAGCCCGACGGCAGUUCAAACUGGGAUCCGCUACUGCUCGAAGGCUCCACUACGGCUCCAUGCAGUGGAAGAAACAUACGAUCUUUCUGCAAUUAUCACGCUAUCAGUUGUAGUAUUCUUCUAGGAUUGGCAGCUGUGAAUAUGGACGUAGCAAGUGCACCCACCGUUUGUGGGACAAUGCCUGAACAUGAAUUUAAAGAAAUAUUUCUUGAAAAACUGAUCAAACAAGGCAGAACUUAUGCCCAAUGUGUCAUGACCCAAUGGAUGUUUGUUGAUCAGACAAGAAUAGAUGUGAAUUGGAGUGCAGACCAAAUAAGAGCAGCAAGAUCCAAACCGGUGAUCCAAGUUGUGGAAUUGACCAAAGAUAUGAUUCUAAAGGCAAAGUCAAUGCAAGCCAGUGAACGUGGACCCAUUCUUUCCUGGUUGGAUAUGGUUGGAACAAUCAUGUGCCAGUACAGCAGGUCGUCUAAGAUUCCCUCUGUCUUGGGUGAUUUUAUCAAAAAGAACUCACCACUCAGCUCAUUGGUGUCAAAGCCUGACUUUGAUACAAAGAGUAUUCAGGACUGGGACGGUUCACUUGCUGGAACAAUUCUUGAAGAAAUGACCAGUAAACACAGCGCCAACUCUACACUUUUUGGCACACAUUUCCCACCUGGGCCCACAAGGCCUUCAAAAGGAAACAUCGGUCGAUCAACAACUCAAUCGGCAACGCCAACUGAUCCGCCAGUAGAUGCUGGCAUGGAAACCGGGGAGACAGUUGUCAAGAAGGGUGUGACUAGAACUCCCACACUGGCUGAAUCAAAAGGUGAAAAGAAAGAGAAAAAGAAAAAGAAAAAGAAGUCAGAGGGAGGAGGACCACCCUCAGCCCCCACGGAUGGAGACCAACGGAGUGAAACCGGAAAUGCAAGAGAGAGUGUGCUGACCCCUUCCACACGACCAGCUUCUCCCUCGUUGCCGGUAGAAUCAACAAAAGACUCCGUAAUGCAAUCACAGAGGGUUGACGAAGGUGAUAUUUCACAGGAGUUCUCACACACACCACAUGGAGGAGGUCGGACGGCUGUCACCCCUUCAAUCACAACAAGAGAACCUGGGAAGAAGAAGAAGGGGAAAAAGAAAAUCAACUACGAUGGAAGCAAGGUCAUAGAACAACGAGAACCAGCAAAUAUCCCCCCAACUACCAUAGCUCCCGCGAUCGGAAUUGUUUCCCUGGCAGAAGAACCGGAUAAUAGUCAAGCUAAUGAAGCACAAGAUUCCGGAAGGAUAUCAAGUCCGCAAGCUGACCAUGCUGUUAGCAAUGAUCAUCACCCGAAUUCCACCGAGUCCACACAGUUGCAAGGGACUAGCACUGCCGGGAAUGGGCCCGUUCACGGUCCAGACGUGCAGCACCCAGGUAAAAGAUCAAAAGCACGUCGGGCAAGAGGGCACAAUAACCCACGGCCACCAGAUGCAUACCAUCAGGAUGAAGGUGGCUCUCACACUCAUGUGGAAACUAGAAAGGCUGAACCGGAUGGCUUACGCACAUCCAUCACUGGUCAUGGCAUGCCAGAUGUAAGUAACAAGGACGUAAUAUUCCCGCAUACAUCGGGGUCAAACGAUGCGGAUGUUGAUCGGACAGUGGUCACCCCGGUACAAGAAAUUGCACGUGGUUCAUCUUUUGCACCAAAUCAAUCAUUCCAUAUUGAGAAACCGCACCUUAGCGAGCCGAAUCAAGCAAACUUUCCAACAUCGGAUACUGAUCGUCUGCGCGCCGACCUUUCUACCGAAGUAAACGCGGAUCCUGAUCUGAUGGGUCAACUGGAGAUAUCAAGACAAGUUCGACAGACUCUAGAUGUGUCAUCUGAGAAAUCCGUAGACGAAUUACCAGACAGACCUAUUUCGCUUGAAGGCUCAUCACCCAUGUUGCCGACUGCCAUUCAAGAUUCAGAAUCAAGCAGCAGUUCUGAACAUUGUGAGCUCCCAGGUCCAUCCAAUAUGAACCACCCAAACAGUUCUGUGACUAUGCAAGUCCUGAAUGACACUGGAAAACACCAGCCACAUUGGCCCUCUUUGGACACUUCACCUGAAACAAGGCAUAAUGACUGGAGUACUGAGAUGCAUAGGGUGGAAAGCCACAACGAGGAUGGGGACCCAAUGGGGCAAGCUCCUGAGCAGGAAGUUCUCACUGUUGAACGAGACGCUCCCAUCCCUGCUGCUCAGUUUGAGGGGCCGCCGCCACCGCUUACCUGGGAUACGGUUUAUGCUAGAAUUGCCAGAGAGCGGGGCUCACCAGACAGCCACACUGUUACAAGAGACGCACAAUCAGAUACUGGCUCUACUGGAUUCACCACAGAAAUAGAUCAGGGUGGUUACAUAAACCACCCACCAUACAGGAGCACAGGGACACAGCCGGAGACGUUCACCUCCGGAGCUGCACGGUUCAAAACACCCCCUUUGGACACAGCCGGAGAAACGUGCACCUCCAGAGGUGUCUAG